GUCGAUUGAUGAUGACGUAGGAGCCGCCGUCGCAGGAGCAGCUGUGAGUUGUUCGACAUUAACGAUUUACUCCUGAAAACAAACCGUCAACAGGUGAAGCUUCAGACCGGCCAAACCAACAACAACGUCCUCUGUUUGUUCGUCGUCUGCAGAGAUGAACGCAUCGGUGCGCGCGGUGCGCGUCUCGUCGGAGCCUGACUCCUCCUACUUCCUGCGGGUGGACUGGAGUGGGCGGGGCUUAGUCUCAGGCUUUCAGCUGCUGCUGACUGACGGACAGAACGCUUGGAGAGGAGACGUGAGCGAGGCGAAGGUGUGCGAGGAGGCGGAGGAGCUGGAGAUGCAGACCGAGCGUUACGUCCUGGACCUCCAGCAGGCGCUGACGGAGGCCGAGAGCUCCUACAGCUUCACCCUGACGCCGCCUCCAGCCGGCCGCCACCCCACCGUCACCAUGGCGUACGAGAAGGUCCAGAAGGACAUCUCGUUCAGGUUGGGUUCUGCUCUGCUGAAGGUCGUCCCAGAGCCGGCAGAGGCGGUGAGAGAGUUACUGAUCCACAGUCUGCAGAGGGGGAACUCGCUGGAGAACCGCAAUGAAAAACUGGAGGAGGAGAACCAAAGACUGAGACGAGAACAGCAACGCAUCACUGCAGAGUUGAAGCGUUAUGCUCGAGGUAAAGAAUCCCUGGAGGUGGAGCUGUACUCUCGCUUUGUUUUGGUCCUGAAUGAGAAGAAAGCAAAGAUCCGCAGCCUCCAGGAAACGGUGACUCACCUGCAGGAAACCAGUGGUAAAGGAAAGAAAAACAAGGAUUCCGUAAAAUCUCACCGAGCAGAAGAGGAAGAGGAGGAGGAGGAAGACUAUGGAGGGAGUACUGAUGAAGAGCCAGAGGAGGAGCAGUCGACUGCGGCCUCCACUUCAUCGACUCGGGGACCGACCCCCUUGCAGGAUCCAGUAAGCAGACCCCCCCUCAGCGCUCCUCAGACUUUGCGGCAGGAACUUCAGCAGCAGAGGACCUGUUUGAUGACUUUUGACCCUUUUGGACUGGUUCCAGUGGCCUGUACAGAGAGAGCACACUGGUUUUACUGGUCGGUAACAGUGUCAUAUUUUUAUAGUGAGUUUAUGAAUUGAGGGUGAUGGAUGGCAGCAUAAUUUUGAUACGGUACUGUUUCUGUAGAAAGAUACAGAUGGGGGACAAAUAAAGGAAACAACCUUACUUUGUUUCUAGAUGAAUGUGUUAAACCACUUAAAGGAACCAUUAACAUCUGGAGAACUACCUGAGGAUGCUCAAGUAACACUAAAACCACCGAAAUCAACCCAAGAACCUCCUAAAGGUUCCCUAGAACUUUCUUAGGAUCCCAGAUGAGCUCGAGAAACACCUGAAUCAACCCUAGGAUCAAGGAUCACUACCACCUAAAUCAACUCUAGACCAUCUAAGGACCCUUAAUGAUCCCUUGAAAUGUCAAAGGAACCCCAGACCUCCUAAAGGAUCACUAGACCACUUGAGUCAACCCUAUAACCUCUUAAUGGAUCCCUAGAAUCCUUAUGGAACCUUAGGACCUCAAAGAAUCACUUGAAACUUCCCAAAUGAUCUCUUUUAAACGCCUAAAAGAACCCUAGAACACUCUAGACGAUUUCUAGACCCACUUCAAGGAACCAAAAAUAAUUUCCAUCGGCCAACUAGAACCAAUAAUAGGACACCUAGACCAUCCUAAAUCAUUGCAAGAACCACCCAUAUAAAUCUUAGUACCUCUUAAAGGACGAAUUGAAUCACCUAAAAGAACCCUUGGACACCAAAGGGGUCAUGAGAACCACCUAAAGAUCCCAAAGGAAUGCUAGAUCUACCUAAAUAGGAACCUAAGUGAAUUCUAUAAUCAUCUGAAUUAUCCCUUGAACCACCUAAAGAAACCCCAAACCCCUUAAAGGGUUGGUAAAAGCACCUAAAGGAAUCGUAGAACAACAUUUAGGAGUGCUAGAACCACCUUAAGGAAUCGUAGAACAACAUUUAGGAAGGCUAGAACCACUGAAGGAAUCAUGGAUCAUUUAGGAGGGCUAGAACCACCUUAAGGAAUCGUAGAGAACAACAUUUACGAGGGCUAGAACACCCUGAAGGAAUCAUACAUCAUGUAUGAGGCCUAGAACCACCUGAAGGACUCUUUAGAACCUUGAGAGAUCUGUUGACAUGUGGUGCCACAUUGAUCCUUAAUGUCCUGAGUUCGGUUCCAGUUCCCUUCUGAAUCAUAAUGUAUUUUGUAUUAGCGUCAUUGAGAUUUCUACCAUUUUUACGAACUUGGUCAUUUUAACAUUUGAUUCAAUAAACUGUGUGAACUUUAUCUUUUCAUGUAAA
Messenger RNA from Cyclopterus lumpus (lumpfish), 2339 nucleotides. RefSeq names its product X-ray repair complementing defective repair in Chinese hamster cells 4 (gene xrcc4). Gene Ontology annotation, cellular component: DNA ligase IV complex; DNA-dependent protein kinase-DNA ligase 4 complex; nucleus. The transcript is spliced from 7 exons. Gene Ontology annotation, biological process: positive regulation of ligase activity; immunoglobulin V(D)J recombination; response to X-ray. The record is from RefSeq and is a predicted model, not a curated record. The coding region runs from base 155 to 1123 and encodes 322 amino acids. Gene Ontology annotation, molecular function: DNA binding. Lineage: Eukaryota; Metazoa; Chordata; Actinopteri; Perciformes; Cyclopteridae.